ACAGAGGUGUUCGUGGGCUUGGAAAACAGACACGGCACGCAUGGACACUCAGCUCACACUUCUGCCCCCAGGAGCUCUUCCGACAGCAGAGAUCUCUAUAACCUCAUCACUGACAUCAGCAGCACCAAUCAGAUCAGGGGGAGGGAGGAGAGCACAGCAAACCUCACCCCUCCCUCCCCACAAACUUCACCAGAGGAAACUUAGAGCAAGCAGCUCAGAAGUGUCAGCACUGACAGUGUGGAGGACAUGAGCACCACUGACAGCCUGCAACAAUGAGUGGACUCAGAGCUGCUCUCUGCCUUCCAUCAUCACUAGUCCUGGCAAGCAGCCAUAUCAAGUCCUACCGGUCUGAGAAGUCCUGAUUUUAUCAGUGCCAGUCUGGGAACUUCUGAUCUCCUUACCUGUACCAGUCUGAGAAGUUCUGAUCUCAUCAGUGCCAGUCUGAGAAGUUCUGAUCUCAUCAGUGCCAGUCUGAGAAGUUCUGAUCUCAUCAGUGCCAGUCUGAGAAGUUCUGAUCUCAUCAGUGCCAGUCUGAGAAGUUCUGAUCUCAUCAGUGCCAGUCUGAGAAGUUCUGAUAUCCUUACCUGUACCAGUCUGAAAAGUUCUGAGCUUGCCAGUGCAACUUUAAGAAGUUCUGAUUUCCUCACCUGCACCAGUUUUAAAAUCCUGAUCUCACCAGUGCCAGUCUGGGAAGACCUGAUUUCUUCACCUGAACCAGUCUUAGAAGUAAGUGCUAAUCUUUUCACCUGUACCAGUCUGGGAAGUUCUGAUCUCACCAGUGCCACACUAAGAAGUCCUGAUCACCUCACAUGCAUCAGUCUUAAAAGUCUUAAUCUCAUCUGCACCAUCCAUUCAAGUCCUAAUCACCUCACCAGUACCAGUUUUGGAAGUUUUGAUCUCAACUGUGCAAACCUAUGAAGUCCUGAUCUCCUCACCUGUACCCUUCUACAAGUCCUGAUCCCCUCUCCUGUACCAGUCUACAAGUCCUGAUCCCCUCUCCUGUACCAGUCUACAAGUCCUGAUCCCCUCUCCUGUACCAGUCUACAAGUCCUGAUCCCCUCUCCUGUACCAGUCUACAAGUCCUGAUCCCCUCUCCUGUACCAGUCUACAAGUCCUGAUCUCUCCUGUACCAGUCUACAAGUCCUGAUCUCUCCUGUACCAGUCUACAAGUCCUGAUCUCCUCUCCUGUACCAGUUUGAGAAGUCCUGAUCUCACCUAUACCAGUCUGAGAAGACCUGACCUCCUGAUCUGUACCAGUCUUAGUUUUCUACCCUUUGCCAGUCUGAGAAGACCUGACCUCCUCAUCUGUACCAGUCUUAGUUUUCUACCCUUUGCCAGUCUGAGAAGACCUGACCUCCUGAUCUGUACCAGUCUUAGUUUUCUACCCUUUGCCUGUCUGAGAAGACCUGACCUCCUCAUCUGUACCAGUCUUAGUUUUCUACCCUUUGCCAGUCUGAGAAGACCUGACCUCCUCAUCUGUACCAGUCUUACAAGUCUUGGUUUUCUACCCUUUGCCAGUCUUAGAAGUCCUGAUCUCACCUGAGGAGUCCUGUGUCAUUUUGGGAAAGAUUGAUCUCCUCAACUGAGCCAGCUGGUGAAAAGUUGUGAUUGCCUCCCCUGUGCCAGUUCUACAAGUCCUCAUUCUCCCACCUGCACAAGUUCUAGAGGUCCUCACCUCCUUAGCUGUGCCAGUCUUGGAUCCCACCAACUGCUCUCACCUGGAAGUCCUGGUUGGCCCCUGUCUAAGGACUGAGCACAUACCUGGAGAUAAACCUUGAGGACUUGCUGAGUGACUUACCUGCCCACACCUAGGGCAGGUUUUUUUGUAUUUUAGUUUGGUUGUGUAUGAUGCCAAGCCUCCACAUCUGAUGAUGACCCCAGAGAAUAUCACCACCAUGCUCUCCUCUCUGAACACGACCCUCCUGAACAGCACCGGUAGCUCGGUAACCGGCCGUCCCCCGACCAUCCCGUCCGUCAUGUUCAUCUUCGGGGUGGUGGGGAACCUGAUCGCCAUUAUAGUCCUGUGUAAGUCCCGCAAGGAGCAGAAGGAGAGCACCUUCUACACCCUGGUGUGCGGACUGGCAGUCACCGACCUGCUGGGCACCUGCCUGAUCAGCCCGGUUACCAUCGCCACCUACCUGCAGAACAAGUGGCCGGGCGGGCCAGCGCUGUGCGAAUACAGCUCGUUCAUUCUGUUGUUCUUCGGGCUGGCCGGGCUGAGCAUCAUCUGUGCCAUGUCCAUCGAGCGCUACCUGGCCAUCAACCAUGCCUACUUCUACAACCACUAUGUGGACAAGAAGCUGGCCGGCCUCACCCUGUGUGCCAUCUAUGUGUCCAAUGUCCUCUUCUGUGCCCUGCCCAGCAUGGGCAUGGGGAGGAGCGCCCUGCAGUACCCCUGGACAUGGUGCUUCUUGGACCUCCGAACCAACGUCUCUAUCUAUGCCGCCUACUCCUACAUGUACGCCGGCUUCAACUCCUUCCUCAUCCUGGUCACCGUCAUCUGCAACGUCAUGGUCUGUGUGGCCCUCAUCAGGAUGCACCGACAGUUCGUGCGGAGGACCUCCCUGGGCACCGACAACCGAAUCUCCGACUUCAGGAGGCGGAGGAGCUUCAGGAGGAUCGCCGGGGCUGAGAUCCAGAUGGUCAUCGUCCUCAUCGGAACCUCCGUGGUGGUUCUCAUCUGCUCCACCCCUCUAGUGGUGCGAAUAUUCAUCAACCAGCUCUACCAACCACCUAUAGAAAGGGAUAUAUCAAGCAACUUAGACCUGAAAGCCAUCCGCAUUGCCUCUGUGAACCCCAUCUUGGAUCCCUGGAUCUAUAUUCUUCUUCGGAAGACUGUCUUGAGCAAAGUGAUUGAGAAAAUCAAGUGUCUGUUUUGUAGGAUUGGCGGUGGCAGGCGACCACGCUCUGCGGGAAGUUUCCAUUGCGCAGACGGCAGGAGGGCCUCUUCAGCCUUGUCUAGUCAUUCUCCCUCUUUUGUUUCCAGGGAGUUGCGAGAAAUUAGUUCAACAUCGCAGACUUUAUUGUACCCUCUCGAACUGAGUGACGGUAGCUUUAGAAGCAGCACCAUUUUACCAGGAGCCACCAUGGCCAUCAACCUUCCUGGGGCUACAGACAGGACGUUACGUGGCUCUGACCAGUCUGUUUCAUCUCAGGGUCCAGAUUCUGAACAGCUGCUGCUUGUAAAUGAGACUCGCCCCGCAAGGGUCACUCAGAAUGGCAACUCGCCCAAGGGGAAUCCACUUCAUGUCACUUUCCCAGAUGAAACAUUGAAUUUAUCAGAAAAGUGUAUAUAGUAACUCUGGUUUCUACAGUUGCACAGACUAUUAGCUGACAGUAGGAACACGAUAUGCCACUUAAAAGGACAUAGUUGUGCAAGAACUCCAGCCCUUCAUUGAGUGGUACUCUAAAUUUAAACUUUCUGAGGGCUGUUAAAAGAACGCAAAGCAUACAAUGGAAGAAUAGUAUUCAGCUUAUUGAAAAUAUCAAUCCUGCGUGUUCUUACUUUCGUGAUAUUUUUCUACCUUCUACGGGCACUUUUGAAGACUGAACAGGCCAACUUUCCUUAGAAGUUGCCUACUUUUCGAGGGACAGAAGAUAAAGUGUCUUAUGAUUCCCUCUCCAACCACAAACACUUUCUUCUUGACAAAUCAAGUUUGUCCGACAGAUGAUGAAUGUUGAUGUGUCUAGCUAAGCUUUAAAUAAUGUGAAUUUUAAUGGAUUACCAUGUCUGUGUGUAUAUGAAAUCUUCAAUGUAUUUAUUGUCUUCUCUGUGAGAAGGUAUCUAGUUUUAAAGGUUUAGCUAAAGAGUUAAGAGGCAAUUUUUUCUUUUUUUUGAAAAUAUUGCCAGGGAGCUUUUGUUUUAAUGUUGUUAUACAGUUUUGCACUAAAUUGAAAAAUAUUGAUGGUAUAUGCAUUGACAGUAAUGGACAAUUAAAGAGUUUGUGCAUGUCAACACUGUAAUACAGUUUUCAAAUGUUCUGUUGGCACUAGAAGUAAAGCUAGUUAAAAAUAAAGGCCAACUUUACCCUUUUUGAUAUGAAUGUUUAACAUUUUCCUAUACAGGAAUUCUAGAAAUAAAACCAAGGCAAAAUAUUAUGAUGAUCAUAUAGUAACUCAUGCAGCUCUUUUCUCCCACUAGUAUUACAAUCGGGUUCCAUCAAAUCCACCACUCCAGUAUGGGAACACCCAGCAUUGAUGUGCCUAGUCCUUUACUAGAUGACUGACCCAAUGAAGUGUCUAAGAAAAGUUAUACCCCUUAUACUAAAGGGGUUAGGUCAGCCAUAGAAGGUUCGAAACUCCGUUGGUUCAGCAGGAACCAGCCGAGAUUCAAACCAUGCAUGGGCAGGCUAAAUGUACCAACCAUGUAACCAGAGUCGAUCAACAUGGUUACAACCAGCCUGCCAGGAACGGCUCCCCCCCCCCCUACUGGGGGAAAAUAAUGACUUGGUGGAAGGGAUUCCCCUGUCAACACUGUCUGUGUUGAUGGGUGAAUUGAACAAAAUUCUUUCCUUAAACCCAUGGUUGCAGCAAAGAAAUUUGCUCUGUGCCUUAGAAUCUUCCCACUUGCACAUAGGAAGGGUCUGUUAAAUUAAUUACAAACUCUAGUUCAUUAACUUAAUUUCACAGCAGAAAGCCUUGUGAAAUAUGAGCCCUUAUUUAAAAUUGGUAGAAGGAAUGAUAGAUGGAGGUGGUGGGGCUGGCAAAAAUACUAAUAGAAAUGAGUAGGUACUUGGAAAGAACUUACCGUACGUAAAACAACCAGUUUGUUUCUGGCUAGCUUCAGAUAAAGAUUCAUGCUUUACACAGCUCUUUGCAAUGGAAGUUGGGCUAAGGUAUUUUAAGCAAUGAAUGUCCCUCCUCUCAUGGAAUGAAUUUAACUUAUUGUAAAAAGAGGGAUUUAGAUGUGGACUUCAUUUUAAAAGGGGCCUACAAAUUAUGCUGGUUACAAUCUUUGAUCACAGCUAUCGUUUUUGAUAAUGAAUCCUCUUAUUUGUUUUAAUAGUUUGUUGGCCACCAUUAAAUAUUUCCCAUAUCUUACCUAUAAAAACAGCUAGCCAAACAUGUUAAACUCCAAAUGCAGGAAAAAAGUAUGAUAAAUC
Messenger RNA from Rana temporaria (common frog), 5102 nucleotides. It is a transcript of the gene PTGER4, whose product is annotated as prostaglandin E receptor 4. Bases 1869 to 3296 code for a protein of 475 amino acids. Gene Ontology annotation, molecular function: prostaglandin E receptor activity. The record is from RefSeq and is a predicted model, not a curated record. Gene Ontology annotation, biological process: negative regulation of inflammatory response; positive regulation of cytosolic calcium ion concentration; inflammatory response. Lineage: Eukaryota; Metazoa; Chordata; Amphibia; Anura; Ranidae. Gene Ontology annotation, cellular component: plasma membrane. The transcript has 2 exons.